AUGUCUCGGCUGAUUUCAAAAAGAGCAUCAAAGAUUUCUCCAGCACAGUAUAUCAGUUGUCUGAUCAUGUUCAAACUUCACAGAGAAGAUCCAAUGUACAGUGCUAACAAUGAGAUCAGUUAUUACAAGGAAAAGGACGAUUAUGAUACUAUUGGACUUAUUCAUCUUGAAACACUGACCAAACACAAGACGACAAUAUUCAAGAGUUUAGAACAGUUCAGCAGUAUCUCAUUGGAUUAUAUCAACAGAAAUAUAUAUUGGAUACAAAAUCAGGAAUCUAUCUGGGUUGGUAGUUUAAACUAUAAAAAAAAAAUUAGACUUCUUGCUUUGAACAGUAGUGAAGUUGAAGGCGUUGAAAAGAGCAACAAUUUAGCUAUUCGGUCCUUAUUUGUUGAUUCAGUUAGAAGGAGAUUUUUUUACUCACAAUGCGAUGUGAAUUUGUACAAUGGCAACAACAAGCUGAUCUCAUGCGAUUUAUCCGCCAUGCAUUGUCUAAACUCUUUGGAAACGCAAGAAACAGCAGAAUUGAAUGCAAUGGGGUGUGCUAGUGCCAUCACAGUAGAUGUCAAGGAUGCUAAAAUAAGCUGGAUAGAUGCUGGAAAUGGAAACAUUUUUACUGGAGAAUUAGACAGUAGUGUCAACAGUUACGAUUUUCAACUUAACAAUGAUAUUGAAGAAAAUAGCCAGUUUGAUAUUAACGAGCAAAAAAUUUGGACGGGAAGAUUGAAAAAUAUUCAUACCAUUAAGUGUAGUAAUCAUCCUAAAAGUGUUGUUUAUAUGAACAAUAAAUUGAUCUGGAUAGACCAAGAUAAUCAUUAUGCUCACAUGAAAUCAGACAACGCAUUUUCUGAAGCUGUCGAAGAUAUUCAACUAGAAAACGACGUUCAUUAUGUCGCUUUAGUUGCCGCUGAUAAGAAUAUUCAUAACAAAGCCCAUUACAGCAUAUGUACAUCAAAAAAACCUUUAUGUAGUGACGUAUGCGUGACUUCAAAAAAUGGUAACCGUCGUUGUUUGUGCCCCUCUGGACAUGUGCUUCGGUAUGGCUAUCUGUGCAUAAAAGACCCCUGCUUCCGACACGAGAACGAUCAACCAAAAGCCAUCUGCGGUGAUUUGUGCGAGCGUGUCAAUCAAAAUAAAAUCAAAUGCACGUGCAGAUUUGGCAGAUAUCUUCUGCCUGAUGGGAAAAAAUGCGCAGACCUUCAAGUUCCGAUCAUGUACUUGGCGGACAACUACUUCUUGAAUCGCAUGAUAGUUGAUGCAGAAUACGAAAUUUUUGAUAAAAUUGAAAAUAUCCAGACUCGCAACUCGAUCUCUUAUUUUAAUGAAAACAAUUUUUCUAAAAAUGAGAAAGUUGAACAGAGCAAUUUUGAAGGCGAUUACAGUGAUGAUAGCGAAAAUGAAGGAAAUGAUGUCAUUGGGCUUAUUCACCUUGAAACAUUAACAAAACACAAAAACACGAUAUUUGAUCAUUUAAAAGAAUGCAGCAGCAUUUCUGUAGACUACCUUAACAGAAAUAUCUACUGGAUACAAAGUCAGAAAUCAAUAUGGAUUGGUGGCUUCAACUAUCGGAAAAAAAUUAAACUAGUUUCGCUUAACAAUAGUUUAUCUCAAACUGUCUUUCGAUCUUUAGUUGUUGAUCCAUUAAGAAGACGAUUAUUUUACUCCCAAUGCGAUGUUAAUCUACACUACCAUACUAACAACAAGCUGAUUUCAUGCGAUCUGUUGGGUAAAAGCUGUCUGAACUCAUUGGAAUCGCCGGAGGCUCAUCUGAACGCAAAAGGGUGCAUUAGUGAGAUCACUAUUGACGUCAACGGUGGUAAAAUUAGUUGGCUGGAAUCCGAAAGCGGAAUAAUAUUCAGUGGUGAAUUAGAUUAUUUUGAUAAGAAUCAGGAGCAAAGUUAUAACAAUGGAGAACUCAACGAAACUUUUGACAAAGCUGAUUUAAUGAUUUGGACUGGGAGAAUAAAAAAUGUUCAUAUUAUCAGAAAUAAUAAAUUUUGCGUUAAUAGCAAGGUUUCAUUAACUUAG
This is a messenger RNA of Helobdella robusta, 2028 nucleotides long. RefSeq lists its product as hypothetical. The record is from RefSeq and is a predicted model, not a curated record. NCBI's taxonomy places the organism in Eukaryota, Metazoa, Annelida, Clitellata, Rhynchobdellida, Glossiphoniidae. The transcript is spliced from 14 exons. Bases 1 to 2028 code for a protein of 675 amino acids.